Psilocybe cubensis is the source of this 486-nucleotide messenger RNA. RefSeq lists its product as uncharacterized. The record is from RefSeq and is a predicted model, not a curated record. The coding region runs from base 1 to 486 and encodes 161 amino acids. Lineage: Eukaryota; Fungi; Basidiomycota; Agaricomycetes; Agaricales; Agrocybaceae. Gene Ontology annotation, molecular function: proton-transporting ATP synthase activity, rotational mechanism. The transcript has 4 exons. Gene Ontology annotation, biological process: proton motive force-driven ATP synthesis.
AUGUCCUCCCUACGACUUCUCUCCUCUGCUGCUCGACGGGCCACCUCUUUCUCUCUGACCCGCCGCGGAUAUGCCGAUGUUAGCGACAAGCUGAACCUUUCCCUAACGCUUCCCCACAAGACUGUCUUUAACUCGCAAGAUGUCGUGCAAGUAAAUAUCCCAGCGGAGUCUGGUGAUAUGGGAAUUCUGUCGAACCACGUACCCUCCAUUGAGGCCCUCCGACCUGGUGUUGUUGAAGUCAUCGAAUCGUCAGGAACUCAGAAAUUUUUCGUCUCCGCUGGCUUCGCUACCGUUCACCCCAACAACAAGCUCACGAUUAACGUCGUUGAGGGUGCUCCUCUCGAGGACUUCUCUCUUGAGGCUGUCCGUUCCAACUUGCAAGAGGCUUUGAAGACUGCUUCGGGUUCUGGAUCAGAGGCUGACAAGUUGGAGGCACGCAUUGAGGCAGACGUGUACGAAUCUAUCCAAAAUGCGCUUGCAAAGUAG